Molecule: messenger RNA, 735 nt
Organism: Meyerozyma guilliermondii ATCC 6260
Lineage: Eukaryota; Fungi; Ascomycota; Pichiomycetes; Serinales; Debaryomycetaceae
Exons: 1
Coding region: 1-735 (244 amino acids)
Source: RefSeq, a predicted model, not a curated record
AUGAACGUAAUUGACAGAGGAAUCCGAUUGGGCUUCGACGACCACCAGGGUGACUACAACCAUGCCACUGAUUCCGAGUAUAAGCGUUUAAGAGCCCAAGCUGAUGAACUUUACCAAAAAAGAAACAAGUUGAGCCAGCAGUCUCAACAAGCCUACAAAGCUGGAGAUGGAAGUAAGGCCCACGAGCUCUCUGAGCAGUCACACCGGGCAUUGGAAGAGGCCGAAAAGUGCAACAGGAAAGCCGCAGAGUAUGUUUUUCGUGAAAACAACGAAGACAGUGCCGAGGAUGAAAUCGACCUUCAUGGUUUAUACGUCAAAGAAGCCGAGUUGUUUUUGCAGACACGUAUAGCCGCUGCUAUUCGGACCAACCAGUCCCAUUUGCGAGUUAUUGUAGGAAAGGGAAAACAUUCUGCAAACGGAAUUGCAAAAAUCAAACCGGCAGUUGCACAAAUGUGCGAUGAGUGCAGGUUAAACCAUAGAAUGGACCCUCAUAAUGCUGGUGUAAUGAUAAUUGACUUGUCCAACACCCAGAGUCUGCAAAUCCCCAACAACUGGGGUGGACUUAGUCAGCCCACAGCUACUUAUCAUGGUACUUCGCAGCCUCAUUACCAGCAACAAUCACAGCACCAUUCCCAACAAUAUAACCAACACAAUAACUUUGGAAAGAUCAAGACCGGCAACCAGCUUGCGGACAUAUUGAUCAAGAUGUUUUGUAUGUGUAUUAAUAAGAAGUAG